AUGGAGAAGUGUGUUCACAAGGCCUGUGGGAAGACUUUCUCCGACCCUGAAGAGGAGUGUGUGUAUCAUCCAGGGCCUCCGGUGUUCCACGAGGGGCAGAAAGGUUGGAAAUGCUGCAAGCCCCGCGUCCUGACCUUUGAGGAAUUCCUCGCUAUCCCACCCUGCACAACCGGCAAGCAUUCUACAGUCGAUGAUACACCUGCUCCAGAGCCCAAGAAGGUCGAGGAGGCCCCUCCUCCAGUGGAGAAGAAGAAUGAGCGCCCGCCCAUUGCCACACCCCCUGCCACGGCCACCGCCGCACCUCCUGCAAAGCCGGUAGUCGAGGAGCCUGAGUCGGAUGACCCGGACGUGGAGAUCCCCGCGAACGCCACCUGUCGCCGGAGAGGCUGCGGUGCCUCUCACAGCGGGUCAAUUGCCCGCGACGACGAAAAGUGUGUCCACCACCCAGGCCACCCUGUCUUCCACGAGGGAAGCAAGGGAUGGUCAUGCUGCAAGCGCCGCGUACUGGAGUUCGACGAGUUCUUGAAGAUCCCCGGAUGCACAGAGAAGACAAGGCACAUGUACGUGGGCAAGGCCAAGGCUGCUGGGGAGGAGAAGGUUGAGACCGUUCGAAACGAUUUCUACCAGACUCCCACCGCGGUCAAUGUCUCGCUCUACCUCAAGAAGAUUGACAAGGAACGCGCCCAGGUCAAAUUCACUGCCAACUCCCUUGUCCUCGACCUGCCCACUACCGAUAACAAGCGCUACCAGGAUACAUAUUCCCUCUUUGCUGCGAUUGACCCUGAGCAGUCGACAUUCCGGGUCCUGGGCACCAAGUUGGACCUGAAGCUCAUCAAGGCCGACGGCACCAGCUGGCCUGUGCUGCGCAGUGAUGACAAGUGGGAUGGAACACGCAUCCAGAUUGGAAAUGCUGGACACGCAUGA
Molecule: messenger RNA, 924 nt
Organism: Penicillium salamii
Lineage: Eukaryota; Fungi; Ascomycota; Eurotiomycetes; Eurotiales; Aspergillaceae
Source: the annotation of a GenBank genome assembly